GAUAGAGACAUGCCAAACUAAGUUCAUAGAUAUUAAUUGCUGGCACUAUGAAUCAGAGAGAGUAGAAAUAAGUGGGAAUAUUAAAUUAUGAUUCUAUGGCAUGUCCGCUUAUUGAAGUAUAUGUCAUUUUAGAAUAGACUAAGGCCGGACUUAUGCUGCCGGAAUGUCUCUCUGAAUUCAUAUUCUCAAUUCAUAAUCUGAAUUCUGGAAGCUUGCAAAUUCUAGAUAUUAAUACUCCGAAAAAAUCAGAAUUUGUGAGGUGAAUAGUGGAUUAGUAUGGAAUUAUGUGUUUUCUUAACUAAUAUUAUGAAUUGAGAGUAUGAAUUCAGAGAGCCAUUCCGGCUGUAUAAGGCCGCCCUUACAAUGAUGCUCUGUCUGUUCUUUCAGUUUUGAAUUCUUGGAAUGUUAAUCAUUCUGUUUUCGAAAUUUGAAAUGAUUCGAAUAUGCUUCAGUUUGAAACAAAGCUCUAUAAACAAUAUGUUUGUUUUCGUUACUCCGAGAACACCGAUUUUGGUCGAUUUUGCCCAAUAUCGAACUUAUCCGAGAUAUUUAUCUUCCAAAUCUACUCUGAAAAUUUAAACUGUCAUUCCGUUCGACAGUUAUCCUGUUCAAGGACGAUCGGCCGGACAGAAUGGAUUUUGACCACGGAUUCCUGAUAGCGAGUCGAACCAAAACGUUUUAUACCAUAUUCAACCAAAUAUUCGAAAAUUACAGACAUUUAGGCAAAUUGAUAAGCACUCAGCUGUUCCGAUGAACAAUUGCGCCAAAAAUACAAAAUGUGGGAAAGCUUACUCCGAAGCUGCUCUUAACAACUUUUCAUUAAAGCUUCGGAGUAAUUCCUAUUAAAACUGUCGAGUAUGUCGAUCAAUAGAAUACGGUCCUGUCCUAAGGAUUUCAGAUUUCAGCGAAACAGUUGUGAGUUCCAGUUGAUCCAAAUAUUAAAAUAAUAAGGUUGCUUAGAUCACUUAUAGAGCAUUAUUGACUACUGUUUGGCUAAUUGACGAUCUUUUUACGGCCUUAUAAAGCAAGUCCUCAUGGAAUAAGAAAUAUAAUUAUGAUUAUGUGAUAGUUAAACUUCUUAUUGUAGUGAUAGUCUUAGAGAAAUAGUCUAUUGUCUCUCGUGAUAGUGAUUGGGUCGCAGCAAUUUGGCGCUACUGAGGAGAGGAGGUGAAAUCCAUAGAUUAUUCUGGAAUAAAUAUACCGCGUAAACUUAAUUUAACAUAACCUAAAAUCAAAUUUGUUCUGAACUGCUUGGCAAAUCUGAGUGCCGACUGUGACGAGUGACCUGUUUAAGUUAGAAAAGAAAAUGCAAGACAUGUUCAAGAUCGUCCAAACUAUCGAAAGGGGCUUGAAACAGCUAACAAUUGUUCCUUCGGGAUGGGAGUAUAAUAAUCAGCUUCAUUGGCCAAAAUUAGGGGCUGAGAAGCUGAUCAGGACUGCUAAUUCCUUACCAGAAGCAAACUGGUUCACAAUGGCUUGCAAAUUAAAAAGGAACCACUUAUUUAACUAUGAAAUUGCUGAAGAGGAACUAAAUCGAAUGUUGGAAAAUGACGAUACUGAACAAGAGGAUAUUUUAGAGGUCCAGACUAAAAAGAGACCGAGCGUGAAGCUGCCAAAGUCCAUAUCUAGCGAACAUAAUUUUAAUGAAUUGGCCAAUAAAUGUAUGUUGACUGCUUCUUUGGAAGAUUCUAGGGUGAAAUCUUCAAAAACAGAGUUGGAUACUGAAGUACUCCUACCCCAAAAAACAAUCCAGCAAAUUAUACCAGAUGGAUUAAGAACAGAAAAAUCCUCUCUAGAUGCAGAAUUGAUGGAAAAAUUUGAGAGCUUGAUAAUUAAUCAAGACAUAAUUAUGAAUAACCAGAAACUAAUUCUGGAAAGAGAAGGUCAUUUAUCUUAUCUAGAAAAUAUAAUGCAACUCCUUGCCAAAUUACAAACCAGUAUAGAUGUUAUGGCUAGUCAUUCAAUUAACAAUAACUGUACAUGUAACACUGCAACUCAGAAUAAUAAUAAUAUUGAUGAUAUCUUUUUCGAGCCAAUAGACUCUUUAGCGGUACUUGAGAAACUGGAGGCCAAAUUGGCUAAUAAGAAGGAAAUGGAAGACUUAAUACAAAAGUUUAGUUAUGUAUGUGGAAGAAAGGGAUGUGGAAAUGGAACCAAUAACUGCUAUAUUUUGGUGGACAAAAUAUUCUCUAGAAAAUUCAUGACUCUAUGUUCUUGGGCUGGAGGUGCUAAAGAUCCUGGAAAAGAGAAAAUUCCAUUCAAAUUUUUCAAAAAUGUUAUCGGAUUAUUUUUUCGUGUUGUGAGACUCUCCGAUGAAGAUUUUACCUUGAAAAAUUGCGAAGAGUUUUUCAAGGCUGUCAUCAGAAACUCAACGAAAAGGAAUGAGAGUAGCAUGACACGAACAUCAAGGAGCAAAAGGAGGCCCAAAAGUCUUUCUUACAAGAUUAAGAACCCAAAGAUUGAAGAAAGUAAUGUUAUGGAACUAAAUGAAUUAAUCAUCAACGAGGAGAACUUUCUAAGUAGUUAUGUUCUGGUUGGAAAUGAGGAUUCUACAGGAGUAACAUUAGAAGAGAUGGAACAGGUGAAUGGAGAGGAUAGUGAAAAUGAAUGAGUGCAGAUUAUAAAUUAUUAACUUAUUUUAUUUGAAUAUUUUGUUGAUUUUUAGUUUACAAGAUGAAAAUUAUUUAUUUUCAUGUAAAGUGUGCAAUAAAGGAAUAAAAAAAAAUUCA
Harmonia axyridis is the source of this 2729-nucleotide messenger RNA. RefSeq lists its product as uncharacterized. Bases 1307 to 2611 code for a protein of 434 amino acids. NCBI's taxonomy places the organism in Eukaryota, Metazoa, Arthropoda, Insecta, Coleoptera, Coccinellidae. The record is from RefSeq and is a predicted model, not a curated record. The transcript is spliced from 5 exons.